UUUGUAGGUUUUCACGUCGCUGAUUCGUUCGUGCGGGAAAAUAUACCACGCGAGACAAACAAACAUGCACAACAAUCAAUCAAGGUAUCAAGCCUUUUUUUGACUUACACUCAUUAAUAAGAGAGCUGCCUAAAUUGUUCCAUUCUGGAUAUAUUUGAAAUUCACUAAAAUACUUUCAGGCAUCAGGAUGGAAAAUUCAACCAGAAAACGUACCAAGGAUGAUUCACCGACAGCCGAAGACGGUAAACCUGCUACAAAUAUCACCGACUCUAGGAUGCCGACUGAAAAUCCUCCUUUUACGUUAAAAGAUUUAAAAGAUGCUGUUCCGCCACAUUGCUUCGAACGGUCUCUUCUCACCUCAAUGGCGUAUUUGCUGUUGGAUCUGACAGGCGUUUUUCUCCUGUACGCCUUCGCGUUUUGGGUGUUUAACGCGUCGUUGCCGCUUUACGUGCACGCCGUUUUCUGGCCUCUGUAUUGGAUUUGUCAAGGUUGUGUUGGUUUCAGCGUGUGGAUAAUUGCACAUGAAUGUGGCCACUACUCUUUCUGUAACAGCAAGCGCCUCUGUGAUAUCAUCGGUUUGGUCUUACACACUACGCUGUUUGUGCCUUAUCAUUCAUGGCAAAUUACACACGCCAAACACCACCGAAACACUAACCGAAUGGACGGCGAUCAAGCGUUUGUCCCGAACACUAGAAGCCUUCUCAAGUCGGAAAACGAUUUAGAAUUUCCAAAUAUUUUCUUCAGGAUUCUUCACCUCGUUAAAUACUUAUCAAUCGGUUGGCCGGCAUAUUUGUUCUUCAACGCACGAGGCAGGCCUUACAAGGAGCACCGAUUGCGACCGAAUCAUUUUAACCCGUAUGCUCCGAUUUUCUCGCCCAAUGAUUUCUGGGAUGUGAUUUUAAGCGAUGUUGCAUUGCUGGUGUGGAUUGGCGUCCUAUACUAUCUCAGCGCCAACGUCUACUCAUUUGCUUGGUUGGUGUUCCUGUACGUGAUUCCGCUGUGUAACGUCAAUAUGUGGUUGGUAAUAGUUACUUAUCUGCAGCACUCAGAUGUCAAAGUACCGCACUACGCUGACGAAGAAUGGACCUGGCUUAAAGGGGCUCUGUGCACUAUCGAUCGAGAUUACGGUGUGCUCAACCAUGUCUUCCAUCACCUUACAGACUGUCAUGUCGCUCAUCAUCUGUUCUCUUACAUGCCUCACUACCACAUCGCCGAGGCCACUGAAGCGAUUAAACCGGUCCUGGGAGAUUACUACAGUUAUGACAACACUCCUUUCUGGAAAGCGCUAUGGAACACUGACAGCUACUGUCGCUUUGUGGAGGACAGUGGAAAAAUUUUGUGGUAUAAAUUCUUACCCGAACAUUGAAAUUACACUAAAACAGUGUCAAAAUAUGCGAGAGAUUUUUAAUGGUCUGAAAUGAAAAUUUUGUUGUACAUAUUCAGUUUCUUGCAAUUUUUGUCCUGCGACAUAUUUGCCGUCUGAAAAUUGAAUUAAAAUAGUUUAUACUGGGUUAUUCUACAAUUGGCCAAAAAAUGAUAACAAUAAUAAAGAAGUGAUAAUUAAUUCAUGAUAUUAGGCGGCAGCUUAUAAUUAUUAUCGGCUCUGGAUCUUCUUGAUAUAUGAAUGUAAAUAAAUAUAUUAGAUUUCAUGCUCUCUUGAACAAAGCUUUAAAUGCAAUUA
Orbicella faveolata is the source of this 1681-nucleotide messenger RNA. RefSeq lists its product as uncharacterized. Gene Ontology annotation, biological process: lipid metabolic process. Gene Ontology annotation, molecular function: oxidoreductase activity. The record is from RefSeq and is a predicted model, not a curated record. NCBI's taxonomy places the organism in Eukaryota, Metazoa, Cnidaria, Anthozoa, Scleractinia, Merulinidae.